GUUACAUUCGACUUUCAAACUUGAAAACAUUUCAGUAUUCUUGCGGCUAUGGUAGAGUGUGUAACUUAGGGUCCUUUUACCUGCUCGUUUCGGCAUGAAUAGUGUUUUAUUUGUUGUGUAAAAUAAACAGUGCAAGGACACAAUGACUGAUAAUCUGCAAUACGACUUUAACAGUGAAUUCGAAAACCGAAAUUACAAGAGUUGUUUUGCACGUUCAAUGGCUGUAAAUUCGCAAUAUAAACAGCCGAAAUCUUUGGAUUAUCAACAAAUGGGAAGUGAGGUUAAAACAAAAUCUGAGAUUUUCAAAAAGGAAGUUUCUGAUAGACCUUCUGUGCAAAAUCAAGAGACCCAAGAAGUGAAAAUGCGAAAGAGCUCACGUACAAAAUUGGAAGAGGCACGUCGAUAUUCCUGUAGCAACCUCAACACCUCACUGUAUAAUUCAAUAAGAAGAUCUUCAUUUUGUUCAAGUAGAAUCAGCGAGAUUCCAGUAGAAAAUAUGGUCAAUCAAUCUAAGUUAGAAACAUUACAGUGGCAACUAAAAGAAAUUCAAAAAAGUAGGGAGAUGUACAGAGCAGUUAUGAAACAAGUGGUAACGUAUCUGGAGAAAGCUCAUCACAGUUUGGAACUUCUGGGAAAUAGGAUCAAUAGAAGAAAUUCAGUCCAUCGAUCGCGAAGUGAACACCAAAUGGAAGUCAGUCGAAUAAGUGACAAUUCCACUCUGCUGGCAGGAGUUCAUAACCAAUCCAAAACGAUAGACGAGCACAAAUUAAAGGACCUGCAGUGGAAACAAUCAAAGCCAGAAGAACCCUCUCCAGACGAAAUUCCUCCGGACAAGCUAGCCCAAGAAGCGUUCCGACUCCUCCGGACUGCUCAAUCUUUGUUGAACACUCGAGAGCCGGACUUGGUGCAAAUUACUACCUCCUGCGAACCCUCCAACGACAUCGAAUUCCUCGAACAGCUCGCCAAAGAGUUUCCUCCUCCGGAAAUCAAGGCGCAAAGGGCUACGUCCUUUUCGCUCAGCCCGAAGCUGAUAAUGCCAGAAGUUGAGACGAAAAUUUCCACGGCGUUUAAUAGGAAACUGUCACUUCAACUAAGUGACGUGAGGAGGACGACCAGGACUGUUCGAAACGUCGAUUCUGCAAGAGGUUCUGUAGCAGAUAGCGACACAGAACUCGGAAACGAUGGAGGAAUAUUCUCUAAUCAAAAAAGUAAAUCUGAGAAGUCCAAUUCGCCGGCGAAUGGCAGUAUCAGUUCCGUAGAAGAUGAGAGCGGCUUUUCCUCGAUGAAUUCCUUUCAAGAAGUCGGCUUGCCAAUUGUGAAUAGUACAAUGACCGAUGAGGUAUCUACAAAAAACGCCCUUCUUCGAAGCAUGCUUCACAAUAGCUCGAACUACAGUUCCCUCAACUUCUCUCUCAACCAACAAGACUCUUUAACAGAAACCAUCAUAUCCGAAAAUUCAAUAAAAGAAGAACGGCCGAAGACUUCAAUAGACGACAUCCGACUAUGGCAGAAGCCAGCAGUACCAAGAGCUCCACCACCCUCUUCACCAACAGGUUACUCAACACCAACGUCAACACCACAACAUAAAAGAUGGGGAUCAUCGCCUGUGAAAGACACAGAAACGCAAAGUUUAAAAGUUUUGUGGGUGUAAAUAGUAAUUUUAGUGGAAAGACACUAUUUUGCCGAAUGGGAAAGAUCGACCAGGGCAUUUAGAACAAAAAACACAUGAAUAAAUCGAUUUUUGAAUACAGCACUUAUCGGCUUGCAACUGUUUGCAUUGUGUUAGGACGUCAAGAAAAAAGUCUACAAUAAGAAAAUUGGUAGAAAUGCAUAUUCAAAAGUGCAUAAACAGUAGGCUAUUGAUUAUAUUCAAAAUAAGAGAGUUAAAAGGAACUACAACGUUAACGGGAUUUUAUUGACUCAUAUGGUCAAAGAACGUCCAAAUUUGAAAAAACCGCGGAGUGCUACCAUUUAAAUUGGUGCGUUUUUGAGAAAGGUGUGAAUUAGUCCCUAGGCACAGGGUGAAUUAGGGAGAGUUCUAUCCACUUAUGGUACAAACACGUCUACAGGAGAAUCGUUCUAGGUUAAAUUUUCUAUUAAAAUAUUACAUUUUAAAGUCAAAAUAU
Diabrotica virgifera virgifera (western corn rootworm) is the source of this 2126-nucleotide messenger RNA. RefSeq lists its product as uncharacterized. The coding region runs from base 143 to 1651 and encodes 502 amino acids. The record is from RefSeq and is a predicted model, not a curated record. NCBI's taxonomy places the organism in Eukaryota, Metazoa, Arthropoda, Insecta, Coleoptera, Chrysomelidae. The transcript is spliced from 6 exons.